CGAUCAGCCAUGGAUUCAGCACUCGUGCUCCUCCUGGCUGUGCUGGCCGUCCUGCCCAAGCCGACCCACGAUCGCCCGAGCGAUGCAGUCGCUGCGGAGCGGAUGAAGAGACGGCAGAUUUUUCUCGAAGAGAAGAUGAGCGAGCUGUGGGAGGAAGUUGAGUGGAGGAGGGCCCUGGAAAAAGUUCCACUCCUGUGGAUCUUGCAGCACUGGCUCUUCUGGGUGGCUGCAGCAGCUGUGCUCUGCUGGCUGGCCUGGCGCCGUCAGCGGGACAGCUGGCGAGGAGAGGAGGAAGAAGAGCUCGGCGCAGCAGCCGGGGCUGUCAGGCCUUUCCCGGAGCUCAGCCGGUCACCGCUGCACGAACUGCCCUACAUGGGCCGCACCCUGAAGAAGCUGGUGCGGGACCUGCUGGAGGUGUGCCAGGUGCUCUCCCAGAACACCUUCAUGCCAGAGCUGCACCCGGCCACCCAGAAGCAGGGCACCCUCGAGUCCUGGAGUGACCUGGGGCACCAGAUCAUCUACCAGCUGGUCGUCUUCCUCAGGCCACCCCCCAGGCACUCUUUCCAGCUGCAGCCGCCCAACAGCAGGAAGGUGCCAGAGAGGUGCUCCAACAUCCGGGUGGUGCUGGAGUGCUCGUGCUCCAGCACCACGGGGGAGACGUCGUGCUUUGUCCACCCCACGCACGACGCUCAGCCCUCGCGCCUGCUACGCACCCUCUGCACAGACUCCCACUUGGAGGUGGAGAAAACCGCCGCCUGGGUGCAGAGCUUGGUGGAAGCAGCCUGGGAGCGUUUGCCCCAGUGGCACGACUGGCAGCUCCAGCUGCUGCCCUCCUCCCGCUCCUGCAGGCUCCUGCUGACCGGCCCCUGCCCGGUGCAGCUCUGCGCUGAGCUGCUCUUGGCACUGCGGCAGGGCCGGCCAGGCAACUUCCUGGUGCUGGAAUAGGCACCUGCAGCUCUCCCACCUGCUGCUUUAGUCUGGGCUAGAGUUAGAGUAGGAUAGUAGAGUAGGAUAAGAGCAGGGUGGGAUAGAUUUAGGGUGGGGUUCUAUUUUCCAAGGGCGGGUUUAGUCUGGGGUAGAGUUAAGAGUAGGAUAGCUGACUAGGAUAAGAGUAGAGAGGGAUAGAUUAAGGAGGGGGUUAGAUUUUCCAAGGGUUGGUUUAGGCUGGGCUAGAGUUAGGCUUAGGAUGGCCUUAGGCUUGUAGGGGGUUAGAUUUGAAGCUAGUGUUUUCCCAAGGGGUG
This is a messenger RNA of Corapipo altera (White-ruffed manakin), 1241 nucleotides long. RefSeq names its product inositol 1,4,5-trisphosphate receptor-interacting protein-like 1. The record is from RefSeq and is a predicted model, not a curated record. The transcript has 2 exons. NCBI's taxonomy places the organism in Eukaryota, Metazoa, Chordata, Aves, Passeriformes, Pipridae. The coding region runs from base 10 to 945 and encodes 311 amino acids.